UGACCGUCGGGAGUAUAUGAGCCUGGCAGCAGUGCCUCGCUUCUCCAGGCCGUCCUGGGACCUGCAGAGUCCGUCUCCUGGAGGUAAGGACAGCCCAGAGCAGCGCUCCUUCAGGGACAGACAGAAGUAUUUUGAGAUUGACGUGAAGCAGCAGACACCAGAGAAACCCAAACCUCGGGUGUCUCUCGUUGGAGAAGAUGACCUCAAGAAAAUGAGGGAGGAAGAAGAGAGAAAGUUUGAGCAGCGGGCGCGCGAGUAUCUGCUGGAUGAAGACGAUGAAGAUGAAGAGGAGGAUCUGGCAAAGCAGGUGGCACAGAUGAAGGCAACCGGCAAAGUGUUGCUGGACGGGGUGGAGUACAACGUGGAGCCAAUAAACUCGCCAUCACAGCACUGCGCCACGCCACCGAGCUACAACGUCACACCGCCGAGCUACUGUGGCAGCUCUGGGUAAGACUUUUUAGGGCCCGAACACUGAACGGUGCAAGGACCCUCUUGAAAUGCAAGGAACUGGUAUUAUGAUUUUUAUCCCUAUAAAUUGCAUUUUUGGAUGGCUAAACAUGCCCAAAAAAUCAUGAAACUUCCGACGUCCGACGUGGGCAAAAAUGUCAUGUUUUGGUGGUAACAGGUAUGGCAAUAUGGCUCCGCAUCAACGAAAUUUGGUACACUCAUGAAUCAUGUCCAGAUUAACAAAAAAGCCUCUUGGACCCAUCCCCCAACCCAACAGGAAGUUGACCACUUUGAAAUUUGUGCUCUUAUUUCUGGCCUCGUACUUUUAUGAACUUAUCCUACAGGAUUAAUCCGAACGACUUUAAAUUUGGUGUGUCCAAUCUUAACCCCUUGGUGAUGAAAAGUUAUCAGCUCAAAAGUCUUUCACAUGUACAGCGUCAUAAAUAACAGGAUAUUGGUUAUUGACAGUCUUCUGGUGAUAUUGGCAUGGUUGUUGCAAAAUGGGUCAUUUUAAGCGAGUGGAAGUCAAUAUCUGCCUCCCUGCUUCAAAAAGUGGCUUAAUGACAUGGUUUCUUGUUUUCAUCUUGAGCAGAUUCGGGACACUCUGUCAGACUCUUUCGCCAAGUUUAAUAAGAUUUGGGGUCCUUUCAUAGAACAUAUCAGGAGGGAGAGAUCACAAUUUGGGAACUUAUUGUCCUGCUCAGUCGUACUGUACUGUUUGUACUGAACUUUGCUAUCCUAGCUUGCACGGGGCCUACCUUGAUCCCAUGCACAUCCAUGUACAUUUUAUCUUCUUUUGUCUGA
Molecule: messenger RNA, 1251 nt
Organism: Plectropomus leopardus (leopard coralgrouper)
Lineage: Eukaryota; Metazoa; Chordata; Actinopteri; Perciformes; Serranidae
Source: RefSeq, a predicted model, not a curated record